AUGGCAUCUUACCUGAUUUUCUUGAUGGCCCUCCUGUAUUUUGACCAAGGAAGUGCUCUGCGAUGUUAUACAUGUGUGGGGGACAACUGCCAUGGAAAAGAUCAAAGGUCCACCAACUGUUCAUCCUCUGAUGCCUACUGUGAGACCAUUGUGAUAACUGCUCAGCUUGAAACCCACAAGUUUGAAAACAUCAUCCAGAAAUGCUCUUCUACUUGUGAGCCGUCCAACAUAACACUUGGCGUGUUGCAUGUGACAUCGCAGUGUUGUAACAACACCCUGUGCAACAGCAAUGGAGUGACCCACGUGACUGCCAGCUUCAGGGCAGUAGUCUGGGCUGUGUUGACAUGCUUUGUCUUCCCUCUGUUCGGGAGUAGGCUCUGA
Molecule: messenger RNA, 381 nt
Organism: Trichosurus vulpecula (common brushtail)
Lineage: Eukaryota; Metazoa; Chordata; Mammalia; Diprotodontia; Phalangeridae
Product: lymphocyte antigen 6E-like
Exons: 3
Coding region: 1-381 (126 amino acids)
Source: RefSeq, a predicted model, not a curated record